Durusdinium trenchii is the source of this 873-nucleotide messenger RNA. Lineage: Eukaryota; Dinophyceae; Suessiales; Symbiodiniaceae. The record is from the annotation of a GenBank genome assembly.
AUGGCUAUUGGUUGCGUUUUGUUGGGCACAUAUGCGGUGGUCUUUGUAUUUUGGAUCUCUCAGUCCAUGAAUGUGAACCUUCCAUUGACAUAUACUGGCUAUGUCCUGUCCCUGGUUCCUGCUUAUUUUGCAUUUCAUGUUCUACGAACCAGCACGCGAGAAAAGCUGAAGCUCAUCACAGACCUUAAAGCCUUUGAUUUGGAAGGCGCUGAUUGCAGGAGUGACUAUGAUCGAGAUUUCAUUUUUGCAGGCAUCACUGCCUGGUAUGGCAGCAAGACAGCUUUCGCGGACUACGUGAGAGGGCCUCUCUUUGAUGAGCUGGUCAGGCCCUUGUCGAAGAACCAAGUGCCAAACGUCUAUUGGUGUUUGUUGUUGACACCAACCAUUGGGUCUGGCCUGGAAUUCCUCUUGGCCAUUUGGAAGGGUGGUGGUCCCAGCGCCGUGCUCCUUUCACAUUUUAUCGGCGUUGUCGUUGGAAUGCAGACACUGUGGAUGCUUGUGAGUCUUAAGCUGGGCUUUUACCUUUGUGAUCGCUUUGCGAGCCUGGGCCGCGUAGACUUCACCAAGACUUUGAUGAUCUUCUUGGUCUUCACCGUCUGUACCGCUUUGGCGACGCAAGCUUACGUUGAAAGCCAGUAUUUGGCGAUGGCUUUCGCGUGUGGUGCGCAGAAAGAGUUGCAUAUGUUCAUGUGCAGCGGCUGUGGCUACACCUUAUUCCCAGCGAGGGGGCGCGAGGGCGCCUUUUUUAACGAGAAGUUCAAAUGCCCAAUGUGUGGCGCCAGCAAGGACGAGUUUGUCGACAUGAAUGACGACGAUGAUGAUGGAAGCCAAGCAGAAGCUGCCGCCGCCGCACGCAAGGGCGAGACCUCCUGA